CUGUUAGCAGGGCCUGGCGACUGGCGAAUUCUUCCUAACCCCCGGGUAAACUCCCGGGCUGAGAAACUGGUUCCGAACCCAACGGAACCCAGCGCUGGGCAACGCCGGGUCACGUGGCUGGCGGCCUCAUGACGUGCGGGCUGCGAAGCGUCACCGUGACGUUCGGGCGACCUGCCGAGUGGCCUCGCUACCUCCACAAACUGUGCAGUGGCGGUGGCGUGAUGGACCUGGGCCCUAUGCGCAAGAGUUACCGCGGGGACCGAGAGGCAUUUGAGGAGACUCAGCUGACCUCCCUGGACCCCAUGAAGCAGUUUGCUGCCUGGUUUGAAGAGGCUGUUCAGUGUCCUGACAUAGGGGAGGCUAAUGCCAUGUGUCUGGCUACCUGCACCAGAGACGGAAAACCCUCUGCCCGCAUGGUGCUGCUGAAGGGCUUUGGCAAGGACGGCUUCCGCUUCUUCACUAACUUUGAGAGUCGGAAGGGAAAAGAGCUGGACUCCAAUCCCUUUGCUUCCCUUGUCUUCUACUGGGAGCCCCUCCACCGUCAGGUGCGAGUGGAGGGCUCCGUGAAGAAGCUGCCUGAAGAGGAGGCUGAGUGCUACUUUCACUCCCGCCCCAAGAGCAGCCAGAUUGGGGCUGUGGUCAGUCGCCAGAGUUCUGUGAUCCCUGAUCGGGAGUAUCUGAGAAAGAAAAAUGAGGAACUGGAGCAGCUCUACCGAGAACAAGAGGUGCCAAAGCCAAAGUACUGGGGUGGCUACAUCUUGUACCCACACGUAGUGGAGUUCUGGCAAGGCCAAACCAACCGUCUGCAUGACCGGAUCAUCUUUCGGCGGGGCCUGCCAACAGAAGACUCCCCUUUGGGGCCCAUGACCCACCGUGGGGAGGAAGACUGGCUCUAUGAGAGACUUGCACCCUGACUCCCAAUCUGCUGGCACCAACUGGACCUGGGGCCGGGUGCUAAGAGAGGGUGUGGGGUGGUGAAAGGGACCCUUCUGAACUCAGCCUAUUUCCCCCCCCACCCCUUAUAUUUAAGGCUCUUCAGAGUUCAAGCUCCGAAUUCUGUACUUUCAGUUGGCUCUCAAGUAGGUAGUCUAGUGGAGCAUAAACAGUGGCGUAGAGAAUCACAAAUGGGAAAAAAAAAAUCCCAUAAUUAUUUUCUUGACCUUGAGUAUGAUUUAUUGGAAUAGCUCCCUCUAGAGGUAGUAGCUGGUGUGAUUCCCUUUUCUAGUGACCCUGGGUGGGCCCCCGUGGCCCUGUCCACCAGGGUAUGACUGAGUCAUACUGCCCGAAGCUUACUGGUUCCAGCAUAAGCACCUGAGCCAAUCUGGCCGAUCCGUUUUUUUCUUGUCAACAAUUUGAAAUUUGAAAUGGAGAGACCCAGAGCAUGAGAGGGAUUGUAGCCAAGUCCUACGGUGGCAAUGGCAGCCAAGAAGCAAGCCUCCAGGUGCUGUUCCUGUAACUCCCUGAGUGACCUUGGAUCCCUCCUUCCCACGUCUGGGCUGUGUAACUCCUCCUCCUGCCUCAAAACACCCAUCAUCCCUGGUUUUGUUUUGGUUUUUGUUUUUUAAAGGAAGUUUUUGGCUUGAACUAGCCAGAAUCACUUUUUGUUGCUUGCAACUAAAGGAAGCUUCAUUAACUUACUUACUACUAGGGUAUUUUUAUAGCCCUGUACCCCACUGAUAACUGCCUCCCGUUAUCUGAAGCACAACAACGUGGAAAAGAGAUGAAAUGUAUUCUCUGGAGCUCCAAGGAACCCAGAGGUGGGAGUUGCAUGAACGUAGAUUUUCCUCUCUCAAUUCGGGGAGAGACUUCAGACAACCAGGGCUGCCUAAGAGGGAGUGGACUGUUAGGUAGCAAGUGUCUCCAGAAGUUUUCGAUCCCUGGUAGUCAGGAGUUUUAUAGAAGGGACUCAUGUGCUGGUACCUAUGAGCCAGGCAGAUUUCAAUCAAGCUUUACUUAACAUAUUUGUUUCUGAGAGCUACAGAUGUGCGUACAUACACAUACAUAUGUAUAUUUCAUUUUCCAGGUAUAAAAUUGUUAUAGAGAUGAUACCUUUCUGACUACUCAGGCAUCCCCUUCACCUACUCCCCGCCUCUGUGGAUGAUGACUCCUAGAUACAGGUUUUCAUCCAUCCUGGAAUUACCCAGGGAGCUUUAAUCACACGUGAUUUCACUGGUCUGAGUGAGAUCUGAACUUCGGGUAACUUAAAAGCUCCCCAGGGAAUUGUGUGCAGCCAAAAGUUGAGACCCCGGGUUUAGAUCUACUCGGUGUGGUCCACAGACCAGCAGCAACACCGCUUGGGAGCCCACCUCAGACCCAUGAAUCCCAUUCUGCAUUUAAUAAGUGCCCCCCCCCCCCAGUGACCGAAUGCAUUGUCCCCAACUUCCACAAACAAACGACCUCCCACCCUCACCACUGGAUUCUUCAUCAAGCCUGGGCUGAACCGUAUUUGCACACUCCUUGAGCACAAGUCUGGUGACAAGGACAACUUGAAUGAAUGGCCUACAGGCCGGGCUGGGUAAAUGUUUGCUGUGACUAAGCCAGAAUCUGAGAACUAUUAUUUGUACGUGUUGGCAUGGAACUUGCCAAGUCUGUACACGGUUUCAUUCCACUGUGUGGGUGUGUACUCUGCUUCAGCGUCUGCCAUUAAGUGGUUCCUCCAAGGGAGGCCCUCUUGGUGUUGAUCCCCCUCAUAAGCCCAAGUGCAGGAAGGCGCAAUGCUAACCCUGUGGCCACUGAAGGAGAGGGUGCUGGGGUGCCCUUCUGUACUUUGUCCCGUUACUGGGAGCUCUGUAUCCUCCACCCCCUAGCUCUGAGCCUGCUUUCAGCUGUCCCUUUCCUGUUCUUUGACAAUCACUGUGCCAAGUCUGUAAUAAAACUUCGUCAGCCGUGUGUGA
Molecule: messenger RNA, 2894 nt
Organism: Zalophus californianus (California sea lion)
Lineage: Eukaryota; Metazoa; Chordata; Mammalia; Carnivora; Otariidae
Gene: PNPO
Product: pyridoxamine 5'-phosphate oxidase
Exons: 7
Coding region: 129-914 (261 amino acids)
Biological process (GO): pyridoxal 5'-phosphate biosynthetic process; pyridoxine biosynthetic process
Molecular function (GO): pyridoxamine phosphate oxidase activity; FMN binding
Source: RefSeq, a predicted model, not a curated record